ACUCCUUCUUUGUUGAUUCCCAUAUCAGUGCAGGGAUCUGCCACAUGGAUCUGAAGACAUCUCUGCUUUCGUGUAAAUCCCAUAACACACGAUCUCCUCGCAGCCCCUUGAAUGUUUUGGAUCCAUUGGUGGUGGUGCUGACUCCGGCCUGGCCUAGCUUGCGCAGCGAUAUCAGGUUGGCCUUCAGCCCCGGUACGAGUAACACAUCCUUCAGCACAACCAGUCCACCAUCAGGUGCUCUGAAUGCAGCUCGACCAACUCCAGCGACCUUCACUGCAUGUCCGGAUGCUGAGCGCACUUCAGAGAUUGGAGGCGCUCGCACAGCAUCCAGCAAGUCCUUGCGUGGUGUCAUUGUCCAUGCAGCACCAGAGUCCAUGACCCACAUGUCAAGCGGGUGCAAUUCCUCUCCAGCCCUUGCAACAGCUGUGCCACUGUCAUCUUUGUCACACACAUGGUAGAACUGUCCAGCAUUCCUCUCCUCAUUUCGCAUUCCUCUGUCAUCCUUGGAGGUUUCUUCAGCAGGAUCAGCUACCAUGUUGGCACCUCCAUGUGGUUGUUUUCCUCCAUUCCCCUUCUCCGAUUGGUUCCAAGGGGUCCACCAGUCGGGCUUGGUAGGGCAGCGAAACCAUGGAUGCCCUUCUUCCUUGCAAUACCAGCACUCUCCCCUCAAGCGUGGUUCACUGUUGUCAUUGUUGGAGUGACCACCUCUUCCUCUUGCACCAGCGCCACCACGCCCCCGCUGGUUCCAAGUCCCGCGACCACCUUGGCUGUGGUAAGAGCGACCGCGAUUGCCACGCCCUCGAUCCCUCCAUGUCCCUUGCAUGGCAUAGCCGCUGGUGCUGUCAUCACCUCCGCGCAGUGUAUAGCGACGAAAAUCUUCUUCCAGAAUCUUGGUGCGAAUCCACUCCAAUGUCCAUUGACUUUGGUUUUGUGGCAAGCUGAGUCCGCUUAUAAAUUGCAGCCAAGACUCCGGCAGCAGGCUGAGCAUCUUGAGACACUUUGUCUGCUCUGGGUACGUGAUGCCUGCAAUCGCCAAUUUCGCGUAGAGUUCCCUCAUCUUGUCCAGUACGGGCUGCACAGCUUCAUUCUCGCUCAACCGCAGCAUGGACAGCUCCCGAUCCAGCAUGAGAGAAGCGGCAACCGAUGUCGGAGCGUGCAGGUCCUUGAGCACUGCCCAUGCCUUGGGCCCACAAUCAAUUUCCGGUAGCAGAUGCAUGAUGUGAUGCCUCUGGUUCAGCUCCAAGCUUUGUGACAGUAGAUAGUACCCAGCAGAUGAACGUUCAUCCCAGUCCGCUUGCUCUGCCAUUUCCUUUGGCCUUGGCUCCGUUCCAAUCAUGAGCUUCAAGAGGCCAAUUUGUCGAAAGUAGAGCUGCAUCUUCCAUGCCCAAUCAUCAUAGCCAUCUCCAGAGAACUUCUCAAUGGUGAAGUUCUUCAGCACCUCCUUAAGCAGUGACCCCUGGCUUGUACGCGCUCCCCUUUGCGCUGCAAUGCCAGAAUCUUGGGUUGAGCUGCCUCCUUGGACUGAAGUAUCACCUCCACCAGAGUCCUCUUUAUCUCCCAUCGUAUUUUAGGUCCCAAAUGCGUGAUAAUAGGCUCUGAUACCACUUGUUGGUUAGAGAAGGCUAUAAGCAGAUGAUUCAAUGGCUCCUUGGAAAUUUCUGCAGCACUUCGUUAUGACGCCCAGAAAACUCGCGACCUUCGAAUAGCUAUAUCAAAAACUCCAAUCGGUGAAACGAUCUGAAAAUCGGAUAUGUUGUAGCUGGCAGUGUCAGCUUUCCACUGAAAGUUGAAUCACUCGAUUCCGUAGCUAAACGAGUGAGCUAUGGCGUUUGGCGCACUGGGGGGUAAUCUGCCCUAGGAGAAGUUGACAGUCCUCAGAGUCACUAUGAUUGAAGCUUACAAGUUCAGAGACAUGAUGGAAAAGGCAUU
Molecule: messenger RNA, 1929 nt
Organism: Closterium sp. NIES-67
Lineage: Eukaryota; Viridiplantae; Streptophyta; Zygnematophyceae; Desmidiales; Closteriaceae
Source: the annotation of a GenBank genome assembly